AAAGCUUUAUUUAAACACACGAACGCAAGGCGUUCGUCGCACGGCACUCUCUUCUCACAAAAGCAUAGGAGGAGGUCCCAUCCCUCCCUUCCUCUUCCUCUACCUCUAGUCAACCUACCAAACCUCUUUCCUCUCACUGCUAUCACUAGCAACAUGUCGGCCAAGGACUGCGGCAGCCACGGGCAAAAGCGGCGAAGGUUCUUCAGGCGGCUGUGCGCUGCAAUACUUGUCCUCGCCUUCAUCGUUCUGGUGGUGGUGCUCCUUGUCUGGGCCAUCCUCCAACCCAACAAGCCCAGGUUCAUCCUCCAAGACGCCACCGUCUACGCCUUCAACCUCUCCACACCGAACCUCCUCACCUCCAACUUCCAGGUGACCCUCUCCGCCCGAAACCCCAACGACAAGAUCGGCAUCUACUACGACAGGCUCGACGUCUACGCCUCCUAUCACAGCCAGCAGAUCACCCUCCGCACCGCCAUCCCCCCCACCUACCAGGGCCACAAGGAGAUCAACGUCUGGUCCCCCUUCAUCUACGGCAACGAAGUGCCCGUCGCCCCCUACAACUCAGUCGCGCUCGGCCAGGACCAGGCCAGUGGGGCCGUGCAGCUCACGAUCAGGAUCGACGGACGGGUCAGAUGGAAAGUCGGGACCUUUAUCUCCGGCCGAUACCAUCUCUACGUGAGGUGUCCCGCGUACAUAACCUUUGGCACCAGGACCACCGGUGUUAUAGUCGGCAAUAACGCCAUUAAGUACCAGCUGGUGACGAGUUGCAGUGUUAACGUAUGAACAUGGUUCCGCCCGGGCCCGGCCGUUGAGUAUCGUUGAUCUCUCUCUCUCUCUCAGUCUCUGCCGUUAGUUUCGUGCUUAUUUUUCCACUUUUUUUUUUUUUUAAACUUUUUAAUUCUGUGUUUAAUUCUAUCUCUGUCUUCUUUCGGUAUACGUCGGAUUAAGUGCCUGAAUUGUACAUUUUGCUAAAGAAUAAGCUGAGAAAAUGAGAAUAAAAAAAAAAAAAAAAAUUAUAUAUAUAUGAGACAAAUAGCAAAAUUACAAUCGGUGACAAGUUGUAUUCAUUAUAUAAAUGUGAAGUGUCUUUAAUAGAUAUGAAAUGAGCGUCUCUUCGGCGGUUGUGCUGUCA
Alnus glutinosa is the source of this 1132-nucleotide messenger RNA. Its product is annotated as NDR1/HIN1-like protein 1. Gene Ontology annotation, biological process: defense response to other organism. NCBI's taxonomy places the organism in Eukaryota, Viridiplantae, Streptophyta, Magnoliopsida, Fagales, Betulaceae. The record is from RefSeq and is a predicted model, not a curated record. The coding region runs from base 154 to 783 and encodes 209 amino acids. The transcript has a single exon.